CCCGUCCCAUAAUGCUGGGCUGUUUCCGUCACUGACGGCUUGUCGCAAAACCGCGGAGCGCUCGCGCGGCGGCCCCCCCUGGGCCUCGGAAGGCUUCUUUUCCCAAGUUACUCGCCGUCGACCGUUAAACGAGGCGGGCGCCUGGCGCCUCUUGCCGCCUCCCCUCCCCUCCCUCCUUUGCCUUCUCCCCAGUCUCCUUCCCUCCGAAAUGCCCCCCAAGAAGCAGCCCGCGGCAGCGGCGGCGGGGGGCAACAAAAAGACGGACCAGAAGAAGAAGGAGAAGAUCAUCGAGGAUAAAACCUUCGGCUUAAAGAACAAGAAGGGAGCAAAACAGCAAAAGUUUAUCAAGGCUGUCACCCACCAAGUUAAGUUUGGUCAGCAGAAUCCAAAGCAGGCUGCUCUAGCAGAAGGAGACAAAAAAUUGAAGAAAGAUGACAAGAAGAAAGAAUUACAAGAGCUGAAUGAGCUUUUUAAACCUGUGGUUGCUGCACAGAAAAUUAGUAAAGGCGCUGAUCCGAAAUCCGUUGUGUGUGCUUUCUACAAGCAAGGGCAGUGCACAAAGGGAGACAAAUGCAAAUUUUCUCAUGACCUAACUUUGGAGAGAAAGUGCGAAAAGCGAAGUGUUUAUAUUGAUGCAAGAGAUGAUGAACUUGAGAAAGACACAAUGGAUAACUGGGACGAAAAGAAGCUGGAAGAAGUAGUGAACAAGAAACAUGGUGAAGCCGAAAAGAAAAAACCCAAAACCCAAAUAGUCUGCAAGUACUUCCUUGACGCUAUUGAAAACAAUAAGUAUGGAUGGUUUUGGGUCUGUCCUGGCGGUGGAGACAACUGUAUGUACCGCCAUGCGCUCCCUCCUGGAUUUGUACUCAAAAAGGACAAAAAGAAGGAGGAAAAGGAAGAAGAAAUAUCUCUAGAAGAUCUAAUAGAAAAAGAGCGGGCUGCUUUAGGAGCAAACGUUACUAAAAUUACACUAGAGUCUUUCCUUGCGUGGAAGAAGAGGAAAAGGCAAGAAAAGAUCAUCAAAGCAGAGCAAGAUAUGGAAAGGAGGAAAGCUGAUUUUAAGGCUGGGAAAGCACUGGUGAUCAGUGGACGCGAAGUGUUUGAGUUUCGGCCUGAGUUGGUUGAUGCAGAUGAUGAAGAAGCUGAUGACACUCGUUAUAUUCAAGGAAUAGGCGAAGAUGAGAUUGAUGACCUUGUACGGGUAAACGAUGUGGAUUUGAACCUGUAUGUUCCAAAAGCUGUAGAUGAAACUGGCAUUACUGUAGCUAGUCUUGAACGAUUUAGCACCUACGCUGCAGCUGAAAAGGAUGAUAAUAAGCUGAGUGAAGCUUCAGGUGGCAGACUGGAGAAUGGAGAGCAAAGUGACUCGGAAGCUGACAGCGAGACAGAAGGCACCCAGGAAAAUGGAGUGCUGGAUGCAGUACCGGUUGAUGAAAAUCUUUUCACUGGCGAGGACUUAGAAGAACUAGAGGAAGAACUAAACACACUUGAUUUAGAGGAAUGAACAAGCAGGUUCAAAUGUGAAUUCAAUCUACUUGGCAAAUUGAGUACUGGCUCCGUCUGUUUUCUCUAGAAUUCGUAAAUGGAGUGUUCUUGGUUUCUCUGUGAUUCUGGAAUGAACACGACACAGAAAUAUUUCCCCUCUUCCAUUUUUUUUCUGAUGGCUUUUUAACCAGAUUCAUACAAUGCCACCUGUACUAGGACACUGAGAGGAUUCUUAGCAUCUAAUGACAUUGUUAUGGAACUCCAGUCAAAAGUAGGACGUCUAAACUACUUUUCCAGGAAGAGCAAAGGGGAACAUUGUUAUCAGAUCCAUGAGAAGGUCUGAAUGAAAGCUUUGAGCAGAAUUGUAUUUGAAAUAAAUAUGUUUGAGUGGUUACCAAUUGAGCAAUGUACUGUGCAAUCAAACUUGAUAACAGAUCAAAAUAGCUGUGCUCUUGCAAGUCUUAAGAAAUUGGCCAAGUAAUCCAAAACAAAUAAAUGCUUAAGGUAGAGAUUUGUGAAGUAUGGGGCCCUCCUGAUUCAGAACUUUGAACAUAAGCCACAACGGUGUAAAUAAAGAUUAUCUGAUUGAAAAACA
Anolis carolinensis (green anole) is the source of this 2080-nucleotide messenger RNA. RefSeq names its product zinc finger CCCH-type containing 15 (gene zc3h15). Gene Ontology annotation, cellular component: cytosol. Gene Ontology annotation, biological process: cytoplasmic translation. The transcript is spliced from 10 exons. The record is from RefSeq and is a predicted model, not a curated record. The coding region runs from base 209 to 1504 and encodes 431 amino acids. Gene Ontology annotation, molecular function: metal ion binding; mRNA binding. Lineage: Eukaryota; Metazoa; Chordata; Lepidosauria; Squamata; Anolidae.